This is a messenger RNA of Solenopsis invicta (red fire ant), 1877 nucleotides long. RefSeq lists its product as uncharacterized. The record is from RefSeq and is a predicted model, not a curated record. Bases 143 to 1762 code for a protein of 539 amino acids. The transcript is spliced from 2 exons. Lineage: Eukaryota; Metazoa; Arthropoda; Insecta; Hymenoptera; Formicidae. Gene Ontology annotation, molecular function: protein binding.
GUAGCUGAAAAUCGAUAACAAUAAAACAGGCGCUUACGUGGCCAUAUCAGAGAUCAAUUCCGGUCACAGUUCUACGCACAUCGCUUAUAUCGCAUCCUUUGUCGCUCUUUCGUCGUUACCGAUCUAACCUUAAUUCCGCUAGAUGUCUAUUAUCUAUAGGUUUGCUUCAUAUUCCUGCACUAGACUUAAGUUCUAUGACGAAACCGCACUGAAACGUCCCUUCUCGCUUUCGCUAACUUUCAAAACAUUUUUUAAGUACACCAGUGCAAAAAGUUCAGGAACAGAAAGCAAACUGUAUGUUCUCGUCGAUGCGUGCGUUCGCCCGGCUUUGUUUUGUUUUGGCCGAUCCGGCGUGACACUUGCUUCUUGGCUCGGCAUAUUUCGCCGCACAGUGCUGACAGCCGGGAUGCAUUCCACCGUGUUUGUUACCGAUUUCGACGAAGAUUACAACGAUGACGAUCGUACGAGCUAUGACAGUAAUAUCAGCUAUUAUCAAAGCAACAACAACGACGACAACGAUAGUAACAGCAUCAACAACGAUGUAUCGGCAUUGUGUAAGUCACGUGACACGGAAUCGUGCCGCGUGCUCGAAUUUGGUGAAUUCGAAGACAACUACGGCUGGAUUCAGUGCCAAUCCAAGAGCUUUCCCGACCGCGUGUACUACUACAAUACCCGAAGCGGCUGCAACACGUGGUACAGGCCUGUCUCGCGUUCCAUCGACGUCCCAGUGAUCUCCAUCAGAAGGGCAAAUGGCACGGACGACACCUCGGAAUCGACGAUUGAUUUGGAAAUGAUGUCAGUAUCGGACGAUGAGAAAGAGUCGAAGAUAUCAAAAGCAGUUCCCGCAGAAUGCGAUCGCGACAGAGUGUUGAUUAAUGUCUCGGAUAUCAUCGCGCGAUAUUACUUCUCUUCCAUAGAUCCCAGCAGCCCUGAUGACUCAUUCAGUUCGACUAAAUGUUUUGAAAAUCAGAUGCCGUUAAUGAAACAACAAGAUGAAGAAGAAGAAGAAAAAGCAAAUGCGAGCGAAUAUUUUGGAAAUCGGAUGCCACCGAUCAAACAAAAAGAAAAAGAAGCGAGCGAAUGUUACGAAACAAAGAAAAAAGUGGAUCUGGACAACGACGAGAACAACAAUGUAAACGAUAUGAAAAUGGAUUACUCGCCAUUAUACCCCAUGAGUUUGCUCAAGACCGAAUUAUUCAUGAAAGACGAGAAUAUCGAGCUGGCCAACCGGAUAUCCUAUCCUCAGUUCAAGAGAGCCUUUCGUCACGCGGAACGCGUCAUGUACGGUUUACCACGUCUGAAGAGAAUCGGCCCGGAGAGCCAGUUGAUCAAGCUACGUAGAGAACGCAAGAGUCGGGAAGCACCGGGGCCAAGAAAGAUUAUUUGCGACAUGUAUGGCGUGCGGACCAUCAACUACAAUCUGCCAGAAUUAGACCAGAUAUGCGCGGGGAUAGGAGUGAAAACGUCGACGUUGAGCGCGAGCGAUAGCGACAACGACAACGAUGUACUACCCUCUCCGUUGCGACGCGCGAAAACGACAGGGUUCGAGUGGCACGAGAUAGAGAAGAACCUGCAUCAACCGUUACUGAGCGACGCGAGUUCCAGUCCGUCGUCACGGUCCGAUACAAGCUCUAGCACGAGCCGAAGCAUCAGCUCCAGCUCCGGUUCUAGCUCUAGCUCCGGUUCUAGCUCUAGCUCCGGUUCUAGCUCUAACUCUAGCUCUAGCUCCUGUUCGUGUGCCUCUUGCAACAAAAAAGACUGAUUUCGCCCGAGCGAAAUGUCAAAUCCUGUUAUUUUUACAUGAAAGCAAAGUUUUCUAGCAAUUAUUGUCUCUUAUUUUUAUUUAGUUUUAUUUUCUUUAGAAAAUUUUAUUUUGU